AUGUCCAAUGACGGUAGUCCAUUCGAUUUCCACGCUACUCGAUCACCGGAGUGUCCAUUCGUACGUGCAAUACAGCAGAAGAAGAAGCACCGGAAUCAAAAGACUCGCCAGCAAUAUAAGAGGUCUCUACAAGCCGUCCAGCCAGCUAUCCAGCCAGCCACUCAGCCAAUCACUCAGCCAGCUCACCAAUCCACUCAAUUAGCCACUCAGCCAGAGCACUCAGUUGAGCAAGAGGAGGAACUACAACAGGCAAAUGCGGAGAACACGGCGGAGAAAGCAAGCGGCAGCAAGGCCAUCAGCACCAAGAACACGGCUCAGCUCUCUACGAUCCCACGUCAAGUCAUCACUCAGCAAGCGGAGAACACCACUGCAACUUGGCCUAUCAUCCCCACUGCAUUGAUAUGGUACAUCACUGCAAUGACGAAACAAGAGAAGGAUCUACUGCGACGAUCACAGCCAAUUGGGCCACUGCAGGAGGACAUCGGACGAUGCAUAUUUGGACGAAUUAAAACCGUCUGA
Messenger RNA from Letharia columbiana, 519 nucleotides. RefSeq lists its product as uncharacterized. Lineage: Eukaryota; Fungi; Ascomycota; Lecanoromycetes; Lecanorales; Parmeliaceae. The record is from RefSeq and is a predicted model, not a curated record. The coding region runs from base 1 to 519 and encodes 172 amino acids. The transcript is spliced from 2 exons.